AUGAUUUUGUACAUUUGGCUAUUGAUUACCCUCGCAAGGAUUACCAGUGGAGACAUUAUAGCAUAUGAUUGCCAGGACCAAUCGACGGAAUUAACGAAGGUUUCUCUAAUAGACGUAAAACCAUGUGUGGACCCAAAGAAAAAUUCAUUCGAGGAACCUAAACGAAUUCAACUAUUACAAAGGAGAAAAUAUACGUCCGUCCAUGUGUACACGUGCCUCGUUGUCGUUAGACAAAUAGUGCAUCACUGCGGGAUGUUUUCUCAUACCAGCAUUGUUGACGGAGGAUUUGGGAAACAAGUACAUCUAGUUGGGCAUGAAAACUGCAUCAAGGCCCAUCGUUUCCGGACACUGGACUUAAGCGGGAUUGGAGCAGGAGUUUUGUCACAACUACUGUUAAACGGAACAACUGAAGUAUCAGUCACACUUCGAGGAAGUUUGAAUUUAAGAGGUGAAUGCCACGGAGAAAGUUUCACAAUUCAAGGAACCACUUACAAAGAUGUUGUGGUAUCAGCAGCUGUUUCUAUUACCUUAAAUGAUUAUAGCACUACGGUUGAUGUGGACAGAAACGAAGUACAUUUAAAAACCGGUACUGUUUGUCCUUUUAUUGAUGAAUACUGUUUUGAUGAUGUUGAAGGAGAAGCCGCAUACAAGAACAUACCAGAAAAUGUAUGCAGUAGCUAUGGCGUUGAUGUACUUUAUGAAGGUAAUGCUACUCUUCUCACUGUAACGCAGAAUCCAAUCGACCAGUAUAUCAUUGUAAAUACCCAACAUCGUGUAUUUGCACUAAAGCUGCUGAAGAAGCAAGAUUUAUGUUCCGAAAUGGCAUGGCAGACAGAGGAUAAUCGAGUUUUGGUUCUAUUUGGAGAUGAUAACCGUGAGUUUUACUAUAAACCAUCGGAAAACUUAAGCAGAAACAUAGACAUGUUAUUACAAUAUCUCAGUAAAAUGCUAUACUUGGAACUAGCAUUUUUAAAAAGCAAUUCUGAGUUAGUCUAUGAAAGUAUAAUCCAGAGGUGCCGUCUCAGGGAAAAGGUACUUAAAAAUAGGAUUACUCUUGCAUUACAAACACCUCAUGCAGUGGGUAAUUUGAUUAAACAAUCAACAGGUUUUAUUAGCAGAGUUAUGGGAGAAGUGUUAUAUAUCGCUAAGUGUAAACCUGUAAUUGUUGAAAUCAGGAGAACAGACAAGUGUUAUCAGGAAUUACCGGUUACGUACAAAAACCAAUCCAUGUUUAGGACAUCGUUGACUCACAUCAUGACAUCAUAUGGAACCGAAAUUGAUUGCCAACCUCUACUUCCUCCAAACUUUUUCAUUGACAACAGAUGGAUUGAAAUAACUCCUAGAAUCCAGAAGACUGAUCCAGCUUUUGUUUUGAAUCCCAACGAAGAAAAGGACGUGAUAGAAAUGAGUGGAAUUUCACCGAUAAGUUCACACGGAAUAUAUACAAAAGAAGAGAUGCAGACGUUCCAGCAAACAUUAUUGUUUCCAAAUGAGAAAAAGGCUAUCACCAACACAAUUGCAAGAAGGAUUAUUGGGAAGCAAACGUCAGAUAGUUUCUACUUGCCUAAUGUGUUCACACCGCAGGAAUUCAAGAAUCUAGCCAGAUCUGCAGCCGAAGAAGUCUGGGGAUUCUUAUCAUGGAUGGGAAAUAUAUUCUCAAUUUGUGGUUUCUGUUAUACCGCAUUUUGUGUAGUAAUAUACAUAACAAAUGUAAUCAACAACUACUUGUCUCUAAAAAAGUUAACAGAGGACCAUCCAAAAAGAAAGAAGAUUCUAUUGUCGAGUCUAUGGCAGAAUCUUGCGCACAAAUAUUUGAUCCAAUUGUCAAGGACAGAUCAACCAGUUCAACCAAUCACACUAGAGGAAGUGAUUGCAUCAGCACCGAAAGAGGAGGACAUUUUUCUGGAAAAACAUCAUCCAGCGAUUCCAACCAAUGAACCUCAUGUCUACCCUAAUCUGCCAGGACAACCAUCCAAAAGACUGUGUAAUAAAAUAGACUGCAAAGAACCAAGACUGUGUAGUUAAGUGAAUGGUGAUGUGCAUUAGUUUUAAGAUUUUGUAAAAUUAUAUAAUAAGGUCGAGUUAUACUUAUUGUUUUGAUAAAACCAAUUCAUUAACGUUGUCACUUAAAGAAUUGCUUUUCUCUAAAGGGGGGAGUAAUGUAAUAAGAGCAAGAAAACCGUUAAUAAAUGACUUCGUGGGAGAAUUUUUAGACCACCACUUUGUUUAGAUUCUCACGAAUUUUUUCAUAUUUUUAUGGGUUUUCUUAAAACUAAUCUUACAUUUGGUUAUCGUAAAAUAGUCGUAAAAUACAAAAUUUAUUUUAAAAAUUACUUAUCCUAAUCUAAACGUUCGUUGAUUUUUUUUAACACAUGUGAUCUUUUCGAACCCUUAUCUAGUGUCAGAGUGUGGUCGCACAGUGGGUUCGAAGUUUAAAUAGUGAUAUUUUAAUAUAGAACUUAUUCAGUAAUUAAAUUAAAUUAAUUAAAGGAAAAUGUAAUAAUUUACUCCAACAUGAAAUUUUAGAGAAUUGUAACUUUGUUCUUUUAUUUUUUUUGUCUUAUUUAAGUUAAUGAAUUGAUUUUUAAAAGAUUGAAAAAUGUUUGUAAGUACAAUGGUUUUUCCUUAUGCAAGCAACAUCAAAAUUAUAGUUAUAUUGUAAUAAUGUAUUGUAUUGAAUUAUGAAUUGCAUAAGGUUUUUUAGACCAAGUACAUGAAAGUUAGAGUAGGGACAUGACAGGGAAACAUGUCGAUCAAUUUGGCAACAAUGUUGUUCAGGACUGAAAAGUAUGUUUUUAACAAACAACCCUAUUGGUUGGAAUAAAAUCUCUGUGGGGGAGAUUUCAGUACUUCGGUACCACCCUUUUCUCACCCCACUUAAUUCUGAAAUUAUAAAACCUUAAGUUUCAGUAGUUUCAGUAGAUUUUAUUCGAAACUUUCAUUACAGUAUUUUCUGUCCGUUCACGCACAGUAAUUACUUGUGAUUGUUUUGUGUUUUUUCUUUGUGUGGUGCAUACUUACGUAAGUCCUACUGUUUAUUUCACGUGUUAAAGUUUAAGUUCAAAUCAAACAGCCUUUUUGCCAAAUUUCGAGUAAUGAAAUUUAUUCAUUUUCAAUUAAACUUUUAUUUGUUCUUUAU
Aethina tumida (small hive beetle) is the source of this 3139-nucleotide messenger RNA. RefSeq lists its product as uncharacterized. The record is from RefSeq and is a predicted model, not a curated record. Lineage: Eukaryota; Metazoa; Arthropoda; Insecta; Coleoptera; Nitidulidae. The coding region runs from base 1 to 2025 and encodes 674 amino acids. The transcript has a single exon.